Molecule: messenger RNA, 1414 nt
Organism: Drosophila takahashii
Lineage: Eukaryota; Metazoa; Arthropoda; Insecta; Diptera; Drosophilidae
Product: zinc finger protein 664
Biological process (GO): regulation of transcription by RNA polymerase II
Cellular component (GO): nucleus; nucleoplasm
Molecular function (GO): DNA-binding transcription repressor activity, RNA polymerase II-specific; zinc ion binding; RNA polymerase II cis-regulatory region sequence-specific DNA binding
Source: RefSeq, a predicted model, not a curated record
UCCAGUUCAGUAUGACCAUCUCGCGUUUGGCGUAAAAAAUAAAACUAAAAAGCUUAGUGUUCUAAAAACUAAUUUUUAAUUUAAAAAAAUUAAAAUAAAAAAUGCCUCUGACGCGGGAAACCGCCCGUGAGCUCUGCCGCACCUGCCUGCUGCCAUUAAACAGGGAGCUGCAGCUCCAGCAAUUGCAGGAGGAGAUUCCCAUUCCCAUUAGCCAGGAGCUGCGGCAGUUGCUCCACAUGGAUCUCGACCAGGAUGAGGAGGAUCUGCCCCAGGAACUCUGCCUGGAGUGCCGCCUGCUGGUCGAGAACUUCGAGCGGUUUCGCCGGAAGGCAGAGGAUUCCAGGAGGCAGCUGGAGGAGAUGCUGAAAAGGGAGCAGGAUGCAAAGGAACCCACUUUUGAGGUGGUCUACGAGGAGGGGCAGGCGGACGAGGGUUCCCUGCACAGCCUGGAGCCCCCCGAACCGGAGCCCGAUCCAGAUCCCAUUGCCAGGACCAGGAGAACCACCGCGAGGAACACCCUAAAGUGCAGCCUGUGCCGGCACAGCUUCGCCCACCAGAUUACCCUGGCUGCGCAUGUGCGCAAGGUGCACGAGGGCAGCAAGCGGCCCUACCAGUGCGACCAGUGCGACAAGGCCUACAGCUUCAUGGGCGGCCUGUAUACGCACAUUCGGGAGGUGCAUGCGCCGCAGGAGCGGCGGCAUCCCUGCGAUCAACCUGGAUGCGAGCGAAUCUACACCAGCCGCAUUGCCAUGCAGAAGCACAAAAGGCUGAAGCAUUCACCACGCGGCAGGGAUGCCCUCAGGAAGUUCAUCUGCGAACAGUGCGGCGCCAGCUUCAAUCAGUCGGCGAAUCUCAAGUUUCAUCUGAAGACCAAGCAUCCCACCGAGGACGAGGUUUCCUCCGCCGCCGGCGAGCGGCACUUUUGCGAGAUCUGCCAGAAGGAGUUCCACUCGCGCUACACCCUCAAGUAUCACACGCUGCAGCAGCACGAGGUUAGCCAGGCGGAGCUGCCGCACGAGUGCCAGGUGUGCGGCCGCCGGAUGGCCAAGAAGUUCAUGCUGCUGCAGCACAUGCUCAAGCACUCCAGCGAAAAGCUGCCCUGCGAGCACUGCGGCCGGCCAUUCGCCCGCCGCUUCGAGCUGGAGGCCCACGUCCAGGCGGUGCACCUCAAGCUCAAGCCCUUCGCCUGUGGCCACUGCCCCGAGAGCUUCGCCUCGCGGAAGACGUUGCGCCACCACGAGUAUAUCCACACCGGCGAGAAGCCCUACGUCUGCGGCACCUGCGGCCAGGCCUUCCGCCAGCAGACGUGCCUCAAGAACCACCGCAAGGUGCAUGAUAAAUCGUCUUAGUCUUAGUCUUUGUAUAAUAAACUUAAGUAGCUUUAGUGACCAAGUAAAAUUGUCAAUUACACGGA